Messenger RNA from Haemonchus placei, 534 nucleotides. NCBI's taxonomy places the organism in Eukaryota, Metazoa, Nematoda, Chromadorea, Rhabditida, Trichostrongylidae. The record is from the annotation of a GenBank genome assembly.
AUGUCGUGCCCAGUGUCAGUGUCACUAAUGGCGUUCAACAUCUCCACACUUCUGGCUUCAGCUCCAGAUGAAAAACUUCGACGAUCACAGGAUGAAUCUCAAUCCCAGACCACAGAUGAAGAUGAAACUGAUGAAUCGCCCGAAUGGUCGCGGCUCCGCCCUUCGGAUCAACAAGGAGAUUCCUGCAGUGGUGAUCAAAUAUCACGAUGGGAUAACAUGAUGCCAAGUCAGCUUGCAAUGUACGCAAUUGCCCAUAACAUCAAAGCACCAACAUUGGUUGAACUACAGAUGAUGUUGGGCUUGGGAGCUCGGAAGCACGACUACCGACGAUCACGAAGAGCACUUGGUGAUCGUAAACCUCGCCAGGCUUAUACAGCACAACAGUUGGAGAAAUUGGAACGAGAGUUUCAGAUAGAUAGGAUCGGCGACCUUACUGCAAGCUCAAGAGAUGUUCUACCAGAUUCCCCAGAUGCUCCAUUCUUGUUAAAGACGCCUCUCCUCUUAUGGAUUCUACUACUCUCGCAGGGUGACUAG